UUCGAUAUCAGUUUGUUUAAUUUGUUUUCGAAUGAUUUUAGCGUCACAUCAAAAUAGUCACGUCAAACUAGUCUCUAAACGCUGCUUCCAUGUGGCGAACUGACAUAUACAAGGGGAAUAAACUUUUUGGACCAUGAGAGCGAAGAGAGGACCAGGCCAAAAGGUGAUGAUGUCCGGUUCCCGCCAUAACAGACCGGCAGAAUCAUCCCGCGUUCCUCCACUAGCCAGGGAAUAUAUCAGCGCAAUGGCCACGGACCGGGAAUUGGAUCGAUUCAUGGCCCUUUCGUCGACGGCAAGCAGUGGAGCCAGUGGCAGCACCCACAGUUGUGCCCUGGGAUCAGUCCAGCCGCCAGGAUGUGCGUCCAUGGAAAAUGAAUCGCGACCAGAAUCUGGCCACAGGCGUCGUACGAAGUGCAGCGAUCAUCCUUCCCAGGAACGGUCAGUUUCACCACCACCCAGUAAGCACACAAUCAGUCAGUUCCCAUCACCGAAAUCACAAGUAACUCAGGCAAAACCGGAUGAAUACACUAUAAUUCCUAUUGUAUUGGCCAGUAGCCCCACUUUUCGUUCCGUAGCAGUCACCCAAACAAUGUCCCAAUCCGCGGAAGACAUACGCACACCUACCAAGUCGCCCCAGAUGCAAAACAAAAAAACGCAGACACCAGAGUCUGUCCUUAAGUCACACAAACGCCUGGAGUGGGAUCCUGCUGCCGAUGUGGGCUACUGCAAGAGGGCAAUGUCCAUGAGUAACAUCAGCACGCUGGAGCGAUCCGUUCUGGAGGAUUGCGGCUGGCGUCAGCCAACAGAGCAGCGACCCGAGGCGAAUUUGGAUGGAGUGCAGCCCCAUGAAGCCGAGGAACCGUCGCCAAUGCUGGAUAAGCCGACGCCGCCACUGGCUUGCAGCACAUUCGUCAAUCGCAGCGAACGCAUGAAGUCUCUAAACUCCAGAAUGGAAAGUUCAUUGAGCUCCAAUAAAGGCGAUUCUAGGAAGCAGUCCAAAAGUAAAUCAAGAAGACAGGAUUCCGAAGUUAGCUCUUGUCAGACGGACUGUCGCAGCAGCUUGCGAAAGGAGUCAACUCAAGGCAGUUCCGAAGCAAAAGAUAUUCGUGGAAAUUUUUCAACAGAAGGUACCCAAUGCAUUUUCAAUAGAAAUGAUACCGAAACUGACUCCAUAAUGGAAAAAGAAGGAUCAACCGGCAGCCGUAGGAAAGACGAUUUAAGGAUUAGUUCGCGGGUACAAGAUCCACAGAUAACUUCUCGCAGACCAUCGGUGAGUAGCUCGCAGAGGGAAUCGCUGAGCAGUUACAGAAGAGACGACUCCAGGCUCAACUCGCCAAAUAGCUCCAGAUUGGGAUCACAAGUCAGCUCAAGGGUGGAGAGCUCGCGUUCCAGUUCAAGGCGGGAAUCACAAACCACCUCGCUGUACGGCAGUUCGUCGGCCACUAGCUUUGAUUAUCACAUGCAUAUGGCGCAGGAAGUCGAGGUGGUCAAGCAGAAUCAAAGGAGACAACAAGAGAAGGAGGUUGAGCCGCAGGAGCAACUGGAAAAAGAGCAGCACCAAAAUUAUAUGCAACAAGAGGAACAAAACGGAAAAGAACUAAGGAACAAGGAUCAUCAUUCGGAAACGAAGCAGCAAGGUAAUCAGCCACUCACGAGGGACCAAAGAAAAGCUGGACAGCGCCAAGAAAAGGAUCAGCAACCGGAAAGGGAACAGCAAGGAAUUCAGAAACUCACGAGGGACCAAAGAAAAGCUGAACAGCGCCAAGAAAAGGAUCAGCAACCGGAAAGGGAACAGCAAGGAAUUCAGCAACUCACGAGGGACCAAAGGAAAGCUAUACAGCGCGAAAAGGAGCGCGAGCAAGAGCGACAGUACACGGCGGCUCAGUUCGAGAAGAUUCGGAGCAAUAGGCGGCAUGCGAACAAGGAGAACCAGCAGCCCGAGAACCCUGUAGUAAAUCCCUCCACCGGCGACACCGCCUCCACAUCAACCACCUCGUUAGACAUUGGAUCCGGUAGUAGACCGCGAGGAGAACUGGAUCUAGGUAUCGAUUUGCUCUGUUCUCUGGUAAGAUCUCGCAGUCUGAGCCAGGGACAGAAGAAGAAACUCGUCCGGGAUAUAGCCAGGCGUAUCUCUUGUCUGGAACUAACCGAAUCCAGUACUAGUUUGCGUUCCCUGAGCAUCAGCAGCAAGGAGCAGUUGAAGGAGCCUACAGGUUCUCUGCAGCAAGUUGCGCCCACCAGUACGAACCAUUCCAGUUCGAGAAGCUCAUCCAAAGCUGAACGCAUUGCUCUACCAGUUCCCGCUCCACGAAAGCGAGCGGUUAUCGGAUCAGCUUCGCCACUGCCUGAAAGCUUAUUGUACAGUGGCUCAACCAGUGGCUCAGGCGAUGUGAUCACCCAGAAGACCAAUGUUCCGACUCGCGCUGCCUCAACGGAUGCAGAUAUUGAGCCAUUGAACUUGCAGGAUUGGCUGAAUCCCAUGACCCUGAGUGAAAUAGAGUUCGAAGAACGUUUGAAAGGAGGCACGGACUCGGAGCGAAGGAGGCAGCUCCACUGGGUCAAAACAGAGAUUCAUCGCAUGCAGGAAUUUAAGAAUCUUUUGGAAAGUAUCAGUUUGCCCAGCAAGUCGCACAAGGAAGCAAACACGGAAUCUGAGCCUGCCGUGGACCAAUUUCAAUCUGCUGCGACGGCUGCGCAGAUUCCAAGUUCCAUGCGAUGUAUGGGCGACCAGAAAGAGCGACCGGACAAGGAAUAUCAUCUGCAACAAGGAAUGGCAGCUGAAGCAGUUGAAGAGAUGGAAAAUUCGGGAACAGCAACAACACCGGCCCCCCCCGUGAGAAUUGAAUCGGUUGGAGUUAAUCUGACCAACUCUGAUCCUUCCACACUGCCAGCACCGCCGCCGACACAACCACCACCACUACCUCCUCACCUUUACCAGCAGAAUCUGCAGAACCGUAAAAAGAUGGCCACUCCAUUACUUGCCACGAGUAGAUCCACAAGUGGCGGCGCUCGCAGCGAAAGUGUCUGCUCUUUUGUCCAGCAAAGACAGCGUCAGUUCCGCGAGCAUUAUCAGAACCAGCAGCAGCAACAGUUUGUAUUGCUCCAGCAACAGAAACUUUACCAGCUGCAGAAGCAGCUGAACCAGCAAAGAGAUAUUUUGACACAGAGGCAGCAACAUUGUGGUCAGUGUGCUCAAUGUGGUCACCAGCGGACUUGCGUUCAUCAGCAGCAUUGCCCGAAAUUUCAGAGGCGUCAACAGGAAGCACAGGAUCAGCACGAUGAACGAGAGCAAUAUAUGCAGAUGCAGUACGCCCAGCCGGCGGGAAGUUCCUAUGCCACUCCACUCCAGAUUGGUAGCUCAGGCGCGGAUAAGAAUGAAGACAUAUACUACCAAGUGGUCAACUCUCAGGGAGUAGCUAGCUAUGUGCAAGCAACAAUGGUGAGCACAGGGACUCAAAAUGAAGCAAGUGCAACUGGUGGAGCAGAAGGCUCGGCAAUCACCAGAUCGACUACAACCACUACCAAUUCAUUGUCCUCGAUGAUGUGCAUCAGCUCGGACAUGUCCGUACCCAUGGGAUUGAUGAACACCUGUGAGACCACCACUACGACCACCACUCAUCAGUAUGAUGAUGUGGCAUGUCAGCGGGUGCGAAGGGGGCACAAGGAGACCAGGAUGAAUGCAGAGAGCAUGCAACGCCAAACGCUACAAGUGCGUCCGCGUGCCAUAUCCUAUGUCAUUCAGUUUACGCCGACGGGCAGCAGUGAGGUGCUUGGUGAAAUGCCCUCCCUGCAGGAUCAACUGCAGCUGGCUCGUCCCGAAUUCUGUGCCAAUGCCAAGCAGCGCAAGGCCAUACUUAAUGAGAUGCAGAUGAUUCGCAAUGUUCGGCGCCAGGAGCUGGACAAUGUUUUGAACCAGAGUCCCAGCAUGGAGGCGCUGAACAGGCAUCUUGAUCAGCUGCCUCCACCAGCCAUUUCUCGCGUAAGGUUAUUUACCACCAGGGAAAUGAAGGCUAUAACCUCCAAACGCUGCAAAAAUUUGCCGGAAGUGUUGGCCGCCCAAAGUCGCCAGCAGGAGGAGCGCAGACGUCGCUCCAAUCGUUUGAUGCGCGAUGUCUUCAACAAGCGCCUCAAGAGUCGCGUGGCCAACGGAAAGAUAUCGCUGAAUCACAGCGUGGCAAUCAUCUAGAGAAGAUUGAAUAAGAAUUUCCCCACUGCCGAAAUGACACCCACCAGUUAUAGUUUUUUAUUAAUAUGCUUUUGCCACUGCUAGGCUUUGUAUUUUUCUAUAAUUUUUAAUCGAUCACAAUUGUUUAAACCCAGAACCACGUAUGGUUUAGUCUAUACGUAAUGUUAAAAUUUAAUAUAAGCGGCCGGUUAACUCCAAACAUAGAUAACUAUGUUGAUCUAUUUGACUAAAUUUGUAAUUUUUUUAAAAGAAAUAAAUUGAGCACUGGUUGACGAUCGAUUUAAA
Drosophila sechellia is the source of this 4471-nucleotide messenger RNA. RefSeq names its product Alstrom syndrome 1a. Lineage: Eukaryota; Metazoa; Arthropoda; Insecta; Diptera; Drosophilidae. The coding region runs from base 134 to 4186 and encodes 1350 amino acids. The record is from RefSeq and is a predicted model, not a curated record. The transcript has 5 exons.